AUGGAGUUGGAAAAGAAGCUUCGUUCUCGCGACAUCGUCGAAAAGUCGUACUACGAAAUUGUAGAACAGUACCACGCUCUUCUUUACUAUGUGUUUCACGAGACGACAAAUACAUCUGGAAUUGAGACGGCGAAAAUGAAAGAAGACCCGAAUAUAAUCACAUCGUCUGGCGUCUCAUCUAGCCAAACUGACCAAGUCGGCAAUUCUUCAGUCAGUACAGACGCAAAGAGGCUCGAAAAGUUGCAACGAGACUUUGAUAUGGCUGUUCACCAACUCAAAGAAGUCCAAGAGACCCAGAAGCGCCAACAAAACUUGGCAACGAAACAGAUCACAGUGCUCAAGUCGCAAUUGGGUGUGCAGGAGGAAUUGAAUGAGGAAAAAAACAAACGAAUUCAGUUUUUGCAAGAUGAAUUGCUUGCUCUUCAAUUGGAAGUCUCAAGCUUGGAUCGACAACUGGAAGGUUACAAGCGGUGA
Schizosaccharomyces japonicus yFS275 is the source of this 474-nucleotide messenger RNA. RefSeq lists its product as hypothetical. The record is from RefSeq and is a predicted model, not a curated record. NCBI's taxonomy places the organism in Eukaryota, Fungi, Ascomycota, Schizosaccharomycetes, Schizosaccharomycetales, Schizosaccharomycetaceae. The transcript has a single exon. The coding region runs from base 1 to 474 and encodes 157 amino acids.